Molecule: messenger RNA, 1997 nt
Organism: Sipha flava (yellow sugarcane aphid)
Lineage: Eukaryota; Metazoa; Arthropoda; Insecta; Hemiptera; Aphididae
Product: lipase 3-like
Exons: 8
Coding region: 1-1566 (521 amino acids)
Biological process (GO): lipid metabolic process
Source: RefSeq, a predicted model, not a curated record
AUGCGUCACCUGCUCGUGGCCGCGUUCGUGGCCGCGCUGCUCCAACUCUCCGCCGGCGAUCGGCACUCCGUGUUCGCCGGCCGCGGGCACCAGUGGCGGCAGACUGGUGGCGGUGAAGGAAGCUCCGCGCUGCCCCGCAGACUCUGGCUGCAGCACGCCGCGGGCCCCUCGUCGGCGGCCAGGGGCGGCAGCCGUCACCACAUUGGCGAACACGUGAUCGCUCGCCGACAACACCACUUCCUCACUCCCAUCAUGAGCCCGGUGAUGGGCCAAUGGAAAUCGCUGCACGACAAGCUAGAGACGCAGUCGGAGUGGCCGGGCACGGCCAAGUAUGCGGACGAGACAUCGUUGUCGGCCACCACGGACGAUUAUAUCAAACAGGAGGGGUACCCGAUAGAGAGGCACACGGUGAUCACGACCGACGGUUACAAUUUGACAUUACACAGAAUACCAUACAGCAAAAACGAAGACCCAGCGGCAGUCACGAGAAAACCUGUUGUGUUGGUGCAACAUGGUAUAUUAUGCAGUUCGACGGACUGGGUGAUCGCUGGACAAAAUAACAGUCUGGCAUUUGUACUUUCGGACGCGGGGUACGAUGUGUGGCUGACAAAUUCCCGCGGGAACACGUACUCCAGAAACCACAUAUUCCUGGACCCGGCAAAGGAGCCGCAAAAGUUUUGGGAUUUCAGCUGGCACGAGAUGGGAACAAUCGACUUGCCGAACACGAUCGAUUACAUCCUGGACAAGACGGGUGAACCGGACUUGAGCUACGUGGGACAUUCGAUGGGCACCGCCAUAUUCUUCGUUUUAUGUUCGGAGAGACCGGAGUACCAGGAGAAGAUUCGGUCAAUGGCAGCCAUGGCACCGAUCGCUUACCUAAAUCACGUUAAGAGUCCCAUCAUGACGUUCUUAUCAUCCAUAGCUGACCCGCUGGCCUGGUUGUGCAACAGUUUGGGAUACUACGAGUUCAGGCCGAAUGGCAAGAUCCUGCUGUUCGCGGGAAAAAAGUUCUGCGAGGCCAACUCCUUGUUCGAAGGCGUUUGCGAAAACAUGUUGUUCCUGUACGCCGGAUAUGAUUCAAAACGACUAAUCAAAAGCAUUCUGCCGAUCAUCUUGGCGCACACUCCGGCCGGCGCGUCUGCUCGACAACUCACUCAUUUUGCUCAACUCAUGAAACGCAAUCAAUGGUUUGGCCAGUACAACUAUAACAAACAGAAGAACAUGGAAGUAUAUGGACAACCGGACCCUCCUGCUUACGAAUUGAGCGGGAUCACCGUGCCAACAGCUCUGUACCACGCAGAAAACGAUUGGCUAUCAACCAUGAAGGACGUCAACGUACUUGCCCAGAGGCUCCCCAACGUGGUGGAGAAUAAAGUCAUGCCCUAUCCCGAGUUCAACCACUUGGACUUCUUGUGGGCCAGCGACAUAAAGAACAUCGUUUACGACGACCUGAUCGUGUUCAUGAAAAAGUACGAACGGAAAUACGUGAACGAAGUGCCACAACCAUCGGCGGAAGUGGACAAGAACGUGGUGCACAAUGAUUUUAUAGAAUUGAACACGGCUUGAUCCUGACACCAGAACUCCGCCAUCAACCCGUGUUCUGCGUUUCUUGUGCGCUAUCCACGUUCUCAAAGACAAAAUUGUAAACCACCUAGUCGAGAACAAAGUAUUGUUUGUCUAUACACCAGCAUAUAACUGCUGCAGAGCGAUCCGUGACAAGACAUGAAUUAGUGAGCGAGGAGAAAGAAAAACUUCAUUUACAUAACUUCAUUAUUUUACAAUUCAUAGUUUAUUGUUAACUUCAUGAUUAAUAUGAUUAUAUAAUGUAUGUUGGGAAAAAAUAAACUUCUAAAAAAUUGUAUUCAUAAUACACAACACGCAUGAAUCACAUAAUGACGUGCUGCAAGUAUUACUUAGGACUAGACAUAUAUAUAAAUUAUACUUAUUAGAAUAAUUACUUAAAUUAUUAAAAAUAAUUAAUAUAUGAUAACUUAAAA